Messenger RNA from Dichotomopilus funicola, 2310 nucleotides. RefSeq lists its product as uncharacterized. Gene Ontology annotation, cellular component: centrosome; cytoplasm. The record is from RefSeq and is a predicted model, not a curated record. The transcript has 6 exons. Gene Ontology annotation, biological process: cytoplasmic microtubule organization; cytoskeleton-dependent intracellular transport. Bases 1 to 2310 code for a protein of 769 amino acids. Lineage: Eukaryota; Fungi; Ascomycota; Sordariomycetes; Sordariales; Chaetomiaceae. Gene Ontology annotation, molecular function: dynein light intermediate chain binding; microtubule binding.
AUGGCGCAAUAUAGUGCCCUCACGCAGGCAGCGCUCUUAAAAUGGGCCAACACGUUUGACACGCGCCACAAGGCCGAGACGCUACAGGACCUGCGCGACGGCAUCAUCCUCGGUCAGAUUCUCGAACAGAUGCUUUCCCCCGAGUUCCACUCCUCCAGUCUCGUCCUCACCCCGCAAUCCGAACAUGAUCACCGCCAAAACCUCGAGACGGUCUACCGCGGCCUCGCCCGUUUCCUGCGCUCCGACAACCCCCUUCUUGCCCCGUCACCAUCCGAGUUCCGUGCCAUCGCCGAAAACCCGACCGAUAAUGCCCUGUGCGAGUUCCUCUCCGCUUUCCUCACCGCCGCGUGCAUGGGCUCGCUCUCGAGGACCUACGUCCCUAAGAUCCUCACCCUCGACAGCCAGACUCAAGGGGAGAUUGCCAAAAUCAUCAACCAGAAGACGGAGCUACGCCAGGGGAGAGAGGAGAAGGCCGAGGCAGAGCCGCAACCGGGCGAUGUGGACACCGACGUCGAUAUCCAUGCGUUCCGGGACCCGGAGCUGAUGGCCGAGGAGCUAGAACAGAUGAAAAACAAGGUUGAUGUGGUCAAGAAACAAAAUGCCGACCUGCAGUCGCGCCUAGAUAAGCUCCUCGGCACGCGUGAGGCUAUGCUCACCGACCUACGGCUGGCCCAAGACGAACUCACGACGCUUAAGCGGGCUAGGGGCUCCGAUGCCUCCUCCGCGAUCAAGGACCUCCGGAACGAGAUCCGCGAAAAGAUGACCGAGAUUGACCGCCUGGAGGAUCUGCUCGAGAAAGAGACCCAUCGGUCGACAAGAUAUGAAAAGGAGAAUGAGGCACUACGCGGCAAGGCAGAGCGGUUGAAAGAUCUCGAGGACAAAGUCACCGUGUUGGAGCAUGAGACGAAGCAACAGCAGCAGCUGAUCAAAAGUCUGGAAAAUUACAAGAAGAAAGCCCAAGACCUUACCGUGAUCCAGCAGCGGAACCGUGCCUUGGACGAACAGAUCCUCCAACUCGAACAGGACCUCAGGAGUUUCGACGAGGUGAAGGCGCAGAAUAGGAAGCUGCAGAAGGAAGUCGACGAGAAAAUCAGGGUCUUGACUAGCAACGAGCAGGAGAUCAUCUACACACUCCAGUCCAAGAAUGUCUUGCAAGAUGCCAACGAAGAGCUUAAGAGGAGGGUCGAGUACCUCGAGUCAAGACGACAGCUCGACGAAGGCACCAUUCGAGAGCUCCAGGAACAGCUCCAGCUAGGCGACUUGCCCGAGCCAGGCUCCGAAAGCCCGGGCGCUUCGGGCGCGAAGUUCAGCCUCGAACAGGAGCUGGAGACCACAGCCGAUCCGACGGUGGCCCUCCGGCUCGAGGUCCAGCGCCUCAAGGCGGAAAACAGCAUGCUCCGGAAUAACAUGGCCGUGGCGUCUGAGAACGAGCGGCUCCGCAACGGGCUCGACAGCGCUAACCAAAAGGUCGAGCACUACCGCCUCCAAUGCACCGAGGCGAUGGAGAAGCAGGCCGUGGCUCAGGAGCAGCUCAAUGCCCUGGUCGACCAUGCCACAGGCGAAGCGGAUCGUGCGUUUAUCAACAUGCGCCGGAACCUGAUCGACACUACGCGGGAUCUGGAACAGGCUCGCAAGCAUCUUCAGGGGCUCGAGAGGGACGCCGCCGACCGCGAACGCGAUCUCAUCCGUUUCAAGGCAGACCUCGACGCCAUUGGCCAGGAACAGACCGAGGCGCUGGCCGCGCUCAAGUCGUCCGACGAGCUCAUCUCGGAUUCCCUGCGCACCGAGCUCGAGGCCACGCGCAAGCAGCUCGCGCAGAAGCUGUUCGAGCUUGACGAGAUGAAGGAGCAAUUCAUGGGCGUGCUCGUGUCGAAGGACAAAGUUCAACGGCGCUUAGACGAUGCACUGGCGGCUCCUGGUGCGGGGCAGGGGUCGGCGGGCGAGGACUCUGCUUCUUCUGGGGCUCAGACGAAAGGGAAGAAGGAAGAUGCAGAGAAGAUUGAGAAGCUGAAGACGGCGCUGAAGCAGAAGAUUGAGCAACUCGAGAAGUCGGAGCAGGAAAAGUACGAUUUGCAACGGCGGCUCAAGCUCGCAGAAAACGGUGGCGCACUCGCGGCCCACAAGGCUGCCACCGACCAGAUCAUUAAGAAUCUACGACACGAGAACGCCAUGAUUACCACCGCUUGGUACGAUAUCACUAGCCGCCUGCAGAGCAACCACGUCGUCCUACAGCGCCGCCACGACGCGCCUAAGAGCUGGUUGGGUAAACAGCGACAAAUGGUCAAUGCUACAUCAACACCGAGGAGGUAG